UAUGGAAGAAAACCAUUAUAUAAUAUAUGAGUAUUGAUAUAUUAUAUGUUAUUUAAUGUUGUUUUGUGAUAUUUUGUAGAAUUUUUUAAUCUUUUUAUUAACUUAGAAUUUUAGUAUAGAUUUGAUAUAGAAAAAUCAAAAUGAUAAAAUUGAAAACAUUGCCACUAUUUGAUAAAACAAGUACAAUCAUUGUAGAAGAAGAUAUUAAUGCAUCUUAUGGGAAAGUUCUUAUCGCAGGAUGGUUACAAAUGUGGAAAGAAAUAGAACCUAAUAGUAUUAUAGAAUUAAUAACUUUUGUAAAUCCGAAGUCUUGGUAUUUAAAUGGACCAAAACCAUAUACAUUAGACAAUGUAAACAUAUCUGAUUAUUAUACAGUUGAACCAAAUAAACCUCAAAAAAAUUUUGUUAAUAUUUUACAAGAUAUACUUGACAGAGUAACAGAGAAAUCUAUAGUGUUUCUUGAUAAUUUAAAUUCUUUGAUAUUAUAUGUAGGCCUUGCAAAUUCAUUACGGUUUGUAGAAACACUUAAAAAAAAGGUAGAACGAUUGAUUUGUCUUUUUAGACAAGAUUGUAUUCCAAAUAAGAUAUUAUCUAUUGAAACUAUGGGAACUACAUAUGUUAGAUUAGAUAAAUACUGUGGUAUGCAUUCAAAUAAUGAAUUUACUUAUAUUGCAAAUUACAUACAUCGUAAACCAGGAGGCAAAAUAUUGCUUGGGUCAGAAUUAGUGAGACAAGAUAUCAAAACAUAUGAUAUACAAUCUGAAAAUUUAAAAACACAGCUUAACUCUGGAAAAAAUUCAUCAACUGUAAAUGAUGCUACAAAAAUUGUAUCUUCUUUUAGAAUAGAAAUAAAUGAACAUGAAAUGAAACAAAGAGAAAACACGCCAUUACCUUAUAUGUCUGUAAUAAACGCGGAAAAUAACAAGUCUAAAAUUUUAUAUAUACCAGAUGAAGUAGAUGACUUGGAUGAGGAAGACCCAGACGAUGAUUUAUGCAUAUAAUUUGAUGUUUAUUAUGUUUGUGUAUAUAUAUUUAUCUAUCCAAACAUUUGUUAACCAUCGUAUAUUUAUUACAUUUUUCUGUACAUUCAUUUAUUAGAUAUAAGCAUUAUCAUAUAAUAUAAUAAAUAUGCUAAACUCAAUUAAUUAAAAAGAUUGUAUACAUAAGAAACUAAUUUUUAAACAGUAUUAAAAUAUAUAUUAAUUACAUAUACUAAGUCAAUUUUUAUUUGGAAUUUACCUUGAAGAUAUACGCACAUUCAUAUUUACUUAAUGUAAGUAAUAUGUACAUAUUAUAAGUUUUUAAAAAUUUAUUAACAAAUGAUAUUGAUUCUAUUUCACUUAUUAAUUCAUUUCAUUUACAUAUAUAUUCAAUAUAUAUUAUAAUAUAAAAUAGUUAUAUUUAAAUGAUCUAUUAUUAAAUACUUAAUAUUUUUACACAAAAAAGAUAUGAAAAAAUAUAUAAACUGUCUUGAGGUGUCUACUAUGUGAUAAAUAAAUUAAAAAUAAUUAAUAAAAACUCAAAUAAAUUAAAAUACAUCAGAGUUAUUAAAGUUUAAUGCUAUAGUAAUGAUAAUAAUAACAAUAAAAUAAUAUCAAAAUUUUGAAAUUAAAUCCAAAUCUAUUCAAAAUUAUGCAGAAAGUUAUCAUUCUGGAUACUACAAAUAUCAUAAACAAGUUCUUAAAGGAAUGGCUAUAGCCUGCACUUUCUUUCAAGACCAGCUUAAAAGAUUGAGAAACAAUAAAUAAUAAUAAUAAUAAUAAUAAUAA
Molecule: messenger RNA, 1769 nt
Organism: Vespa crabro (European hornet)
Lineage: Eukaryota; Metazoa; Arthropoda; Insecta; Hymenoptera; Vespidae
Gene: Elp5
Exons: 2
Coding region: 141-1001 (286 amino acids)
Biological process (GO): tRNA wobble uridine modification
Cellular component (GO): elongator holoenzyme complex; nucleus; cytosol
Molecular function (GO): tRNA binding
Source: RefSeq, a predicted model, not a curated record